AUGGUGCAUAGACAAAUAAAAAUACGACAAGAAAACAACAAUGAUAACGUAUCCGCCAUCAACGGCAUUUAUUCUCCUUACCAAUAUCCGAAAUUUUCACGUUACAACUACCCGUCAAACGUAAGUGGUGGUGAUGAAGCAGUCUACACAGAGGAAAAAUUUUCUUUUCCGCAUUGGGAUGAUGAAGUGUCUCCGUACGCCGUUCCAACAAAAUCACGAUUAAGAAAACACGCUUCUUCCCCUGCUUUAUAUGGCGAGGACAUUGAUGAUUUUUUUAAUAGUAAUAGUAUAAUUGGUAAUGCCGGCGACGACGAUGAAGAAGUGUUUGACAUAAAUAAACAUCAAAAAAGGAUACAAGAACUAAAAAAUCAAUAUUUGCAACAACUAAAUCAACCUGGCAACAAUGAAGACGACGAGGAGGAAGUUGACGAGAGUCAAUUAAGAUGCGAAAAAAUUCAAUCGGAUAUAGAUUUGGCACGCAAAGAUCAACAAUCAGAUUAUGACCAAUUUCGUAACCAAUAUUCCUCAUUACAUGAUGAUCUACGUUAUUUACAACGUGAAAUUGAAGAGUUCGAAUCAAAUUGUCUAAAUGGAAAUCACAAAUUAAAUAACAAUGAGGAAUGUUUUGGUUAUCAAUCUGAACCAACCUCGGUAGUAACCGGUUCAUUAAUGGCCGCUGUUUCUAUGUCUGACGACAACGACGACGAUAGUGACAGUGAAGGUGAAGGAGAUAAAAAUAUUAUUAGAAAUAAAAUCUGCAAAACUGUUAAAAUUAAGACUGGUCCUCGUCAUAUAAUUUCUACUCCUUCUGCUGCAACAGCUGCUCGCUUCUACACGAUCGAAGUUACCAACAACGACGGCAAUGUUGAUAACUAUGAUUAUGAUAAAUUAACUACCACCACCUUCGCCACCAAAAAUCAUAGAAUUGGUUUUGAUGUGUUAACUCUAGAUGGUAAUCGAGGUAUUUUAGCACGUAAGAAAGAUUACAUCACGACAAAUAAUAAUUUACCAAGAGUAGGCGAUUAUUAUGUUGACAUUACUGAAUUUGAUCGAUUGGCAUUACCAUCAAAUAGUGCAUCUUCUUCUACUUCUCUGACCAUCACCAAGAAUACUAAAGAUGAUGAUGAUAAAAUCAAAGUUUUGAAUGUUACAUAUGAAAAUCGUAUCAAGUUGGUGGAUUUAAUUAUUAAAGAAUUGGAAAAAUCUUUCAUAUUAUCAUAA
This is a messenger RNA of Entrophospora sp. SA101, 1221 nucleotides long. The record is from the annotation of a GenBank genome assembly. NCBI's taxonomy places the organism in Eukaryota, Fungi, Glomeromycota, Glomeromycetes, Entrophosporales, Entrophosporaceae.